Penicillium robsamsonii is the source of this 1551-nucleotide messenger RNA. RefSeq names its product Transferase. Bases 1 to 1551 code for a protein of 516 amino acids. Lineage: Eukaryota; Fungi; Ascomycota; Eurotiomycetes; Eurotiales; Aspergillaceae. The transcript is spliced from 2 exons. Gene Ontology annotation, molecular function: acyltransferase activity, transferring groups other than amino-acyl groups. The record is from RefSeq and is a predicted model, not a curated record.
AUGAGUUCACCCAGCGAAACUGCAUCUUCACCCUCCACGGACACAAUCAUCCCAUUUCAUUUCUGGGAUGAUGUCCCUCAUACGAGAGGAAUAUGCAUAAAUGUCACACUCCGAUUUGACAAAGAACUUAACCCAGAGAGACUUCAGGAUUCUCUAAGCAGUCUACUCGAGAUCGACAACUGGCGAAAACUCGGAGCUCGUCUACGAUUAGACGACUCGGGCAAACUGGUCUAUCACCUUCCGCCAAAAUUCACCAAAGACCGACCAGGCUUCAUAUUCACAACGGAAGAACAUGACGGCAGUAUCAAAGCCCAUCCUUUGGCAUCACAAAUGCCCUCUUCCACGAAAUUAGACCCCCAUGUCUGUGUCCUAGACGGGAUGACCAAAUAUUCCCCCCUCGUACGUCACAAAACUGCACCCACCGGCAUAGCAGAUUGGCUACAAACAGACAUCCCACAGCUGGUCAUCCAUACAGUCCUCUUCAACGAUGCAACGCUUCUCACGUUAACAUUCCAGCAUACUCUUAUGGAUACAAUGGGUCUAUCUUCCUUCCUGCAUGCAUGGACAGCUGUAUUAUCAAACCGCGAAAAAGACAUUCCCCCGUUCCUCGGGUUCGAUGAAGAUCCCAUAGAAACAGAUACGGAAGCCGUGUCCGAGCAACCAACAAUUGCAGGGAUUGUAUUCGGAAAGAUUUUGCUUCUGCGUUUUGCUCUCGUGGGCUGGUGGGAGAAGUACUGGUUUCCGAAGGUGAAGGAUAAAGUCCUUUUGAUCCCUGGGGAAUAUGUGGACAAGAUGAGAAAGAGGACGCUUCAGGAGAUACAGGAGCUAGAAGAAGAGGGCGAGAUAAACACAAACAUCCAGAAUGAUGAGCAAGCCAAAGCCCAAAACAGUCAACCCCCAUUCGUCAGCGAAAGCGAUAUCCUCCUAGCAUUGAUUUCAAAACUCCUUGUCAAAGCGCAAAAUCCCAACCAGCACGCUCCAGUCCAGAUUUCGAAUAUUUUCGACAUUCGCUCUACACUUGGCCUCCCGUCUCCGGGCGUGUACAUCGGGAACGCGAUAAUGCCAUCGUGCUCAGACUUCGCGGCACGCGAGUUUGGAGAUUGGUAUCACGGCAUGGGUUUCGAGUGCCGGUUGGGUCCUGUUGCAAUGAGGAUCCGCAAUGCGCUAGAGACGCAGCGGGCGAAGGAGCAGGUUCUCGCACGUACAGCGUUGCGGAAGAAGACGCUUCGCGAGAUGGGGUGUUUGCCCCUUGUUAGUCAUCCUCGACAGCUUGGUAUUUCCUGUACCAAUUGGCAGAGGGCUGGGUUCUUUGGGGUUGAUUUUGGGGGCGCGGUUGUUGGAGGUCAGGCUGGGGAGAAAUUUAUACCUUGUAGACCCUCUUAUGUUAAUACAGCGGGACCGGGACCGUUGGAUGGGAAUGGGCCACGGAAUAUGGUGACUGUUACUGGGAAGGAUAGCGUUGGGAAUUGGUGGGUGCAUAUUAUUGCGAGGGAGGAAGUUUGGGGGCAGAUUGAGGAGUGGACGAGAGAGCUGGAUUUGCGGUAUAGAUGA